Messenger RNA from Bubalus bubalis (water buffalo), 4693 nucleotides. RefSeq names its product cation channel sperm associated auxiliary subunit gamma (gene CATSPERG). Gene Ontology annotation, cellular component: CatSper complex; motile cilium; sperm principal piece. Lineage: Eukaryota; Metazoa; Chordata; Mammalia; Artiodactyla; Bovidae. The transcript has 28 exons. The record is from RefSeq and is a predicted model, not a curated record. The coding region runs from base 909 to 4442 and encodes 1177 amino acids.
AGAGUCUUCUCCAACACCACAGUUCAAAAGCAUCAAUUCUUUGGCACUCAGCUUUCUUCACAGUCCAACUCUCACAUCCAUACCUGACUUCAGGGAAUCUAAAUCCCUGGAAGUGGAGCCUAAACCUGUUUUAACAAGCCCUUCUGAUUGAGUCUAAUGCACUCUGAAGUUUGAAAACCACUGGAGUUUAAAGUCAGCUUUUCAGUCCAUCAAAAAGUCAUGGACUGGGGAAUUCCCUGGCGGUUCAGUGGCAAGGACUCCAGGCUUCCACUGCAGGGGGCUCAGGUUCAGUCACUGGUGGGGUAACUAUGAUCCCAGCAGCAAAAUAAAAUAAAAAGACAGUCUGAGGCCUUAACUGGUAGGCGUCAGAGUACCAGUGAAAACUGUUAACUUAUUGAAUAUUUAUUUGUGCCAGGUAGUCUUCACGUGUUAUCUUAUUGACUUCUCAAGACAACGCUAUGACAUGACUGCCUUUGUCUUUGUUCUGCAGAGGAGGGUUUUAAACCGCAUUCAGAUUAAUUUCCCACACGGAGCCCUAAUUUUUUUUUCACUAGAAUUGUGAUAUCAAAGUCUGAUUGGGUAGAAGGAUAAGUAGGCCAGAACCACCAAUAGGAACUCCCUGAAGGCCUUCCUAUCACAAACUUCGUCCGCAGCUCCCUCUGCAGUCCAGGGCCCGCGCGAGUUCUCCCUCCCUCUGUCCCUUAAGCCUUAAACGCUAGUCGGGAAGCGCGUUGCCACGGAGACAGGCGGGUGAAGCAGGCGUGCCUCGCGAAAAGCAGAAGUCGGUUGUGGAAGUGUAGGCGGCCAUUUUGAGACCGGGCAAGAGGGGCGGGACUGGAGCGGCAGAGUGACGGUUGACCGGUUUUAACUUAGUGACUGGUAGAAGCCACGUUACCCACUUGCCCGAGAUGUUCCCUGUUGGCCCUGCUCCGUGGCCGAGGCUCCGAGUCCUGUGGGCGCUGUGGGCACUGCUGGUGGUGCUGUUGGCACCGUGGAGGUUGUGGGCGAUACAGGAAACGCAGGAGUGCACCUGGCAGGUUGUCCUGAACAACUUAGAGUCAGUAGGCAAGAACGAUACUAUCGAUCAUUUCGUCGAUCAAGAGCUGUACACAGUGGACAAAGUGUUCGACCUGCUAGUGGACGCGCCCAUCGACCCGGACGAGGUGAGGGGACUGGGGGCAGACGAAUGGGAGAGGUCCUGGAGCUGCACCCUUCUGGGCUCUGGACAUUUGCUCACCAUCUCCUUGCAGACAUACUUGGGCUUUCCUUACUACCUGAAGAUCAACUACUCCUGCACAGGAGAGGUGUCCUCUGAGGCCCUGGUCCGCAAGGGCCACCUGACAGGGCUGAAGCCAGUGGUGCUGGUCACCUUCCAGUCCCCAGUCAACUUCCAUCGCUGGAAGAUAGAGCAGCUGCAGAUCCAGAUGGAGGCAGCCCCCUUCCGCAGCCCAGCAGAGCGAUGUGAUGCAGAGGAGGUGUGUCUCAUGAGCUGGUAUACACCCAUGCCCAUCAAGAACGGCAGCGUGGUCAUGCGCGUGGACGUUAGCAGCAAUGGCCUGGGGCCCUUCAUUCCCAAUAAAAGGUUUCAUGUGAACAUCAACGGCUUCCUGGAGAGAGGGCGAGACCACGAACUCCAAUUCACUGUGGGAAAUGAGCUCUUCCAUCUGAUACCCCGGCACUUUGUGAAUGUCCCGUCGAGGCCACUGUGGUACACUGUGGACCAGACACCCGUGCUCAUCCUGGGCGGCAUCCCUGAGGAGAAGGCCAUCCUACUGACCGACACAAACUUCAAGGACUUCUUUCUUGUGGAGUUGAGCAUUGACAGUUGCUGGGUAGGCUCCUUCUACUGCCCCCAAGCCAGCUUCACCGCCACCAUCUACGAUGCCAUUGCCACUGAGAGCACCCUCUUCAUCCGGCAGAACCAGCUCAUCUACUAUUUCACAGGCACCUACACCACACUCUACGAGAACAAUCACAGCAGCGAGAGAUGGGUUCGAGUCCUGGCUAACGAGUGCAUCAAGAGGUUGUGCCCCGUGCAUUUCCACAGCAAUGGCUCCGAGUAUGUGAUGGCCCUCACCGCUGGCAAGAAUGAAGGUUACGUCCACUUUGGGACCAUCACAGAUGGCCUUGUGUCCUUCAAGUUGCUGCCCAGGGAUCGGUCCGUGUGCAAUGCAAUUCUAGUUGACAACUGCUCCAUCACCUGGGCCGUAUUCAUUGCUGGUGACUACAAUCUACUGAUGCUGGUGGAGAUUGUAGGCCCUACCUCCUCGAAGUAUUUCCAGGUGGUCAGCUAUGACCUGGUCAGUGAUUACCUGGUUGUGCUCUACACCAUCCCGGAAUUCAUCCCUGACGCUCGAGGCCUGGAGUUCCUGAUGAUUCUAGGGACAGAGUCCUAUACCAACUUUCCGAUGGUCCCCAAGGGCAUGUCCUACAACCCAUAUAACAACCUGCUGCUCAUCUGGGGCAACUUCCUCCUCCAGAGUUUUAACAGUGAAAACUUCAUUUACCUGGCGGACUUUCCCAAGGAGCUAUCCAUCAAGUACCUGGUGAACUCGUUCCGAGGGGACAUGGCCAUUGUCACCGAGAAUGAGGAGAUCUGGUACCUGCUGGAGGGCAGCUACCAGGUGUACCAGCUGUUCCCGUCCAAGGCCUGGGAGGUGUACAUCAGCCUCCAGGUUCUUCAGCAGUCCUCUCGCUACGCCCCCAAUGAGACCAUGGUCACCCUCUUCUACGAAGACAACAAACUGUACCAGCUGGUGUACCUGAUAGACAACCAGCAGGGCAGGCUCGUCAAGAGGCUCAUGCCCGUGGAGCAGCUACUGAUGUACCAGCAGAUCAAUAAUGAAUAUGUCUUGGAGCGGCAAGGGAGCCACCUGACGCUGUCCUUCUCCAACUUCUGCCCCUUCACGGUGAUGCGUCUGCAGGAGCUGCCCAACCCGCAGAUCUACACGCGCCAGGAGCGCUACCGCGCGCAGCCGCCGCGUGUCUUGGAGCCCUGGGGCUUCCACAGCGAGAACUCGCUGGCUGUCUAUCAGGGCCUCAUCUACUACCUGCUGUCGCUGCACUCGAAGUACGACAAGCCAUACGCGGAACCAGUGCACGACUCCACCUGGCGCUGGUGGAAGAACAAGAAGCAGGACCAGGAGUACUACUUCUACCUGGCCAGCAACUGGCGGAGCGCGGGCAGUGUGCACGUUGACAUGACCAGCUACGAAAAGAUCUACGACCUUAAGGCCGAGAACGAGCUGCCCGAGCGCAUCUUCCUGGACAAGGGUACCAGCUACAGCUUCUCAGUCUUCCUGACCGCCCGGAAGCCGGAAGUCCAGCAUGGCCCCUCCUUCCAGGUGCUGAGCCCGGUGGAUCUGGCUGUGGUGCUGGCGGACCCCGACUGCAUUGAGGCAAUGGUGAAGGAGAAGGUCCUUGUUAAUCGCAACUCUGUGCUUUUCUGGGUUACGCUCAGUGAUAAAAGGUCUUGCUUUGACCAGGGAAUUAGUGGACAUCACCUCAUGAAGACCUCCAUGCUCGUCAAUGUGUUGGGCUCAUCUGGGCACUGCUUCCAGAACACGAACCGGGGCCCCCGUAUGCAAAGCAACCUGAUGGUGCCAGUGCUUAUUGGCUGCCCGCCAGGCAAGCGCCUGGCCUUCGACAUCACCUACACGCUGCAGUACAACCGCGUGCAGAACAAACACUACUUCGACUGCGUCAAAGUGGACCCGGAGAUGCCCUGCUUUCUCUUCCGGGACAUCUUCUACCCAUUCUUCUUGAUCCAAGAUUUGGUGACGGGCGAUUCUGGCAGUUUUCAGGGCAGCUACGUGCUGAAGGUGGUGGGCGGCGGGCCCACCCUUGACACCAUCAAGGAAUACAGCGAGGAGGAAAUCUACCGCUUCAACAGCCCCCUGGACAAGACUGGCAGCCUCAUCUGGACCACGGAGAACACAACGACCACCGAGGACUUGGCCUUCAACAUCAUGUCCCACAACAGUUUAGGCAUCGAAUGGCUAUGUCUGGAGAACUCACCGUGCCAUGACACCAUUCCCCACAACAUCUUUGCCCCUGAAUUCUUCUUCAAGGUGUUGGUGAGCAAUAGAGGUGUGGACGAGAGCACCUAUUGCGACUACCAGCUCACCUUUCUGCUGCACAUCCAUGGGCUCCCGCUCAGUGCCAGGCGGGCCUUCCUCAUCCUCCUGGUGUCAGCCAGCCUGUUUGUCGGCCUGGUGAUUCUCUACAUCGUCUGCUGCCUUCUGUCGCCCUACAUGGUGAAGGUUUGCAAUAUCCUCCGCUGGAAGAUCAACAGCAUCAUUGGCUUAGAAUCUUCUUACACCUACAGCACCCCCUCCGACAGCAGGGCCUUCAGCCGCUCCGGGACCGUGUCUUGGAGGAGCUCCAGGUUAAACUCCAGGGUUGUCUACAAGGGGGCAGAGGAGAACAAGGCUGAAACUUAAGAAUGCCUUGAAGAGGAAGUCUACCACCUAAGCCUCUGGCCUGCCCCAGUACCACCCACCCUUGUCUCUUAUUUCCUGGGUUGCCUUAGACAUGCAACCUAUCGCUUGCUCAUCCUAGGCCUUUCUCCUUGUUUUGCUUGAAUUUUCACUUUGCAUUUCAGCAUCAGCUAUGGAACCUUGUAAGGACUCAUGUUCAGUUAGUUUGCACCACCCAGCUGCAUAGGUUAUUAAAAUAUCAAAAUCCUCCUGUG